CUGCAGUUAGUCGCUCUCUGGAGUCGCAAGAGUUCAGUUCUUCAUAGCAAAAAAAUGAUUGCUACCUUUUGUCUUAUCAUAACCGCGAGUGUGCUGCUGCACUGGCUCUAUAGGGUCAAUAAAGACUACUACAUUCUGGCCUUCUUUGCACGGCGAGUACAUACCAAGGAUGGUCGCCCGGUAGAAGAUAUUGUUCCCAUUCCAAAGGGCAAGACUAUAUUCGCCCAUAGCUUUGAUUUCUACGGACUAGACGAUGCCGGAACAUUCGAAUAUUCCCGAAAGUUAGCCAAGGAAAUGGGCGGCAACUAUUUGAUAUAUAGUUUGGGCACCGCAGUGUACAGUAUUAUCGAUCCGGAAAUAAUAGAAUUUGUCGUAAAUAAUUCCAAUCUCAUUACAAAAGGAAUGGUUUAUAAUUUCAUGAGACCAGCUUUACGAACUGGCUUAUUGACCGCAUCAGGUCAAAAAUGGCAUUUACGACGUAAGAUGAUAACACCCACGUUCCAUUUCAAUAUAUUAGGUCAAUUUCAGGAAGUUUUCAAAGCGGAAAGUCGAAAGUUCAUUGACCAGUUUCCCGAUCGAACCGAGAAUAUAAUAUCCGUCACCGAUCUAAUACCCAAGUUUACACUCAACGGUAUAUGUGAAACGGCAAUGGGUAUAAAACUAGAUGAUAUGAUUGAGCAAGGCGAACGCUAUCUGGAAAGCAUUAAAAUGGUUGAAAAAUUAUUUAUUAUGCGUGUAAGCAAUCCAAUGCAUUAUAAUGACACCAUGUAUAAUUGGCUGGCCGCUAGUAGAGAUGCUCCUUACCUGAAGGUAAUGCACGAUUUCUCCAGUGAAAUCAUUGCCAAACGUCGCCUUCUUUUAGAAGAUGAGCUAGUUCAAAGAAGUCAAAAUCAAAUGCCGGAUGAUGACACUUAUAUCAACAAGAAAAGAAGGUUUGCCAUGUUGGACACUUUGAUAUGUGCUGAGAAAGAUGGUCUAAUUGAUCAUGAAGGCAUCUGUGAAGAAGUCGAUACAUUAAUGUUAGGUGGUUUUGAUACCACAUCAAUGUGCCUAAUUUUUGUCCUCAUGCUUCUUUCAUUGCACUCGGAAGAACAGGAGCGAUGCUAUCAAGAAAUUGUGGAAAAUAUAGAUGAUGACCUAACCACUUUGGACAUUAACCAGCUGACGAAACUCAAAUACAUGGAGUGCGUUAUUAAGGAAACCCUUCGAUUGUAUCCAUCAGGACCUACAAUGUCUCGCCAGACAUUGAACGAAACCGAAUUGCCAAAUGGUCUUAUCUUGCCCGUGGGCACCCAAAUUGUGGUGCAAAUAUUCGAUCUUCAUCGUAAUCCCAAGUAUUGGGAUAAUCCAGAGAAGUUUGAUCCAGACCGUUUUCUGCCUGAAAACAUGAAGGAUCGCCACACAUAUGCCUUUAUUCCAUUUAGUGCUGGUCAGCGAAAUUGUGUUGGUCAAAAGUACGGGAUGGUUCAAAUGAAAACCUUUUUAAUCUAUAUUAUAAAGCAAUUUAAGAUUUUACCUUUGUUUGAUCCCAAAGAUCUUAUAUUGCACAGCGGUAUUACCCUUGGUGUUAAAAAUGAUAUUAAAGUUAAGCUUGUGAGAAGAAAUAAAUAAAUAAUUAUUAUUUUUAUAAG
Messenger RNA from Drosophila sulfurigaster albostrigata, 1631 nucleotides. RefSeq names its product cytochrome P450 4p1-like. The coding region runs from base 55 to 1611 and encodes 518 amino acids. The transcript has 8 exons. The record is from RefSeq and is a predicted model, not a curated record. NCBI's taxonomy places the organism in Eukaryota, Metazoa, Arthropoda, Insecta, Diptera, Drosophilidae. Gene Ontology annotation, molecular function: oxidoreductase activity, acting on paired donors, with incorporation or reduction of molecular oxygen; monooxygenase activity; iron ion binding.